AUGGGAAUAACUGUCCAAAACAUCACAGGAAACACAGCAAUGGUAACUUGGCCAAAAAUGGCUGGUUGUGCUGACACCUUUUACAGCAUCAUGUACCAACCUAACUGGAACAGCAUGCUAUCCAGCUACUCAAGGAAGAGCUUUCAGAAGGAGGAGAGGGUGCCCACCAGUCGCUCCUCCUUUGUUGUUGAAAACCUAACUCCACUAACAACAUACAUUGUCUGUGUGACCUGCCAGUCUGCAAACCCCUCUAGUGACCAGUGCAGAGUUUUUAAAACGCUGGAACAAGACCCAGCAUCUGCAAGCAACACCAAGAAAGAGUUGGCUCUGGGCAUCUGGCUCACCAGCAGUGUCCUGCUCCUCAUCAUUGCUGCGGUUCUCCUCUAUGGCUGCCUGCACCUCCUAUGCCGAAGGAGACAUGAGCACUUGCAAGAGCAAAAGAGGACCUCCAAACAAGACCACAGGAAGAUGUGGAGCAAAAGCACGCUAUACACCUCAGAGGAGCUCAGCAGGCAGAGCCAACUGAUGCAGGACACUGAGAAAAAGCAUGCCGGUGGCAUCCAGCUGGCCACAAUCAUAGAGAAUCCCUCAGCGUGCAAAGAGCCUGUCAUACCACCUUCCAAAAGCCAAGAACAAGUGCCAAUGACAGGACAGUGUUCUACUAUAAAUUAG
This is a messenger RNA of Indicator indicator, 672 nucleotides long. RefSeq names its product fibronectin type III domain-containing protein 9-like. The coding region runs from base 1 to 672 and encodes 223 amino acids. Lineage: Eukaryota; Metazoa; Chordata; Aves; Piciformes; Indicatoridae. The transcript has a single exon. The record is from RefSeq and is a predicted model, not a curated record. Gene Ontology annotation, molecular function: protein binding.